Messenger RNA from Penicillium vulpinum, 1212 nucleotides. Its product is annotated as EXS domain-containing protein. Lineage: Eukaryota; Fungi; Ascomycota; Eurotiomycetes; Eurotiales; Aspergillaceae. Gene Ontology annotation, cellular component: membrane; cytoplasm. The coding region runs from base 1 to 1212 and encodes 403 amino acids. The transcript has 5 exons. The record is from RefSeq and is a predicted model, not a curated record.
AUGGCGGUUGAUCAACGUCCUCAAUUGGAUACCUUUGGGUUGAUUUUCCCAUUGCCACUACGUAUAGCUACCCUCUUGGUCGCUGGUUUCUGGGGAUGGGGUCUCAAUCUUCAAUACCUGGCAAAAGCCAACAUUGACGUUCCCGCGCUCAUCAAAUAUCCUGCCCGCACCUCCCCCUCGCAACGCCCGCACCACACCGCCGUCUAUCGCCUGGCCACGUGCUUCACCAUCCCACUUGCCCUGUGGUUUAUUGUCUUCUGGAUACUCACCAAGCGGUCCCCUGAAUUGGUGGAACGAUUGGACUGGGUACCGCAGUCGGUGUUCAUUAUCCUCCUCCUUAUUCUGAUUUGGCCCUUCAACCGCGCCUCCCGUUCCGGCCGAAUCCGAUUCCUCCUUACCCUCAAGCGGAUCAGUCUUGGUGGUCUGGCCGAGUCCCAGGAUGGCAAGUUUGGUGACAUUCUGCUGGCAGAUGCCCUAACUAGCUAUGUUCGUGUGUUUGGAGAUAUCUAUAUCAGCUUUUGCAUGUACUUCAUCGAUGGCCUCACCGCUACUUCCAUGCCCAACCGGGCCUGUGGAAGUGCAAACGUCGUUCCGAUUAUCGUGGCUGUCCCCAGCUUGAUUCGUCUUCGUCAGUGUUUGACUGAAUAUAUUCGUGCGCGGCGCACAGUCACCCGGAGAGAGACGCAAAAGGCAAACCAGCACUUGGCCAACGCUCUCAAGUAUGCAUCUGCGUUCCCUGUUAUUUGGAUGUCCUCCAAAAUGCGCAACUACAAUCCCUUGGAGCUACAUGGAUAUAGCGAGGUUAGCAUGAUGCGCCUUCUAUUUAUCGUCUCUUUUAUCAACUCCGCCUACUCCUUCUGGUGGGAUAUUGUCAAGGAUUGGGAUAUGACUCUCUUCUCCCCGGACCGCUACGGCAGCGAUCACCCAUACGGACUCCGUCGGUACCGCUACUUCACAUCCGAUAAAUUAUAUCACUACGUCAUUAUCGCGGAUCUGGCUCUUCGGUUCUCAUGGCUCUGGCGGAUUAUCCCAGGCCUCGGCUGGAUCCCGGAAAGCGAAAGUGGAGUCUGGUUGCUCAUGUUCCUUGAAAUUGUGCGACGCUGGAUGUGGGUAUUCUUCCGGACUGAAGCUGAAUGGAUUCGGAAUACCCAUGGCCCAGGCCCAGAUGACGUCCUCCUCGGCGAAUACAACCACAAAUUCGACGCGGACUAA